Trypanosoma cruzi is the source of this 782-nucleotide messenger RNA. Its product is annotated as cation-transporting ATPase, putative. The annotation marks the transcript as partial. Gene Ontology annotation, biological process: intracellular calcium ion homeostasis. The record is from RefSeq and is a predicted model, not a curated record. Lineage: Eukaryota; Euglenozoa; Kinetoplastea; Trypanosomatida; Trypanosomatidae. Gene Ontology annotation, molecular function: P-type ion transporter activity. The transcript has a single exon. Gene Ontology annotation, cellular component: endoplasmic reticulum membrane.
CUGGGUGGACCUCCACAAUUAAGCUCGGAGAUGCUUCCAUAGCGGCCCCCUUUACAUGUCGCUCGAAGGCCCUUAUGUCCGUCUGUGACAUUGUGCGUCUUGGUCGAAGCACGCUUGUUACGACAUUACAAAUGUACAAGAUUCUUGCUCUUAACUGCCUUACCUCCGCUUAUUCCAUGUCAGUGUUGCAUACAGACGGUGUAAGGCUUGGUGAAAAACAGAUGAUCCUGUCCGGUGUGAUUUUAUCUGUUUGCUUCCUUUGCAUGUCACGCAGUCAGCCAAUGCCCACUUUGUGUCCACAGCGACCGAUUACACGCGUAUUUCAUCCCUACAUGAUCUGCACCAUUUUUAUGCAGUUUGCUCUACAUCUGUAUAGCAUGAUGCAGACUGUGAAGCUUGUGGAGGAGGUGGAUAGCACGGAGGUGGCAAGUAUGCGGGAAAUUGGGGUUGAAGGGGAGUUUAAGCCAACCUUGUUGAAUUCAGCGAUGUUUUUGCUAACCACCCUUAUUGGUGGUGUUACAUUUGCUGUCAACUACCGCGGUGAGCCUUUUAUGCAAAGCAUGCGAAAGAACAAGCCCAUGUUUUACGCACUGAUUGUCCUUACUUUAGUCGUCAUUUACUUUGCAUCCGAGACGGAUCCUGAGGGCAACGCCUUAUUUGAAAUUGUCGCCUUUCCGUCGCAGGAGUUCCGCCACCGUUUCAUAAAAUUGCUCUUGGCAGACGCCGGUGGUUGCUUUGCCAUUGAGUAUGCUUGUCUUUUUUUUCUGACGGACUACAUCUGA